This is a messenger RNA of Eriocheir sinensis (Chinese mitten crab), 936 nucleotides long. RefSeq lists its product as uncharacterized. The transcript is spliced from 2 exons. NCBI's taxonomy places the organism in Eukaryota, Metazoa, Arthropoda, Malacostraca, Decapoda, Varunidae. Bases 1 to 936 code for a protein of 311 amino acids. The record is from RefSeq and is a predicted model, not a curated record.
AUGCGUCCUGCUCUUCCCGUGGGCCUCAAGCUGGGAGUGACACUACACUACCUCGCCACGGGAGAUGACUACACAAGCCUCCACUACGACUUCAGGGUGUCUGUUCCAUCGAUCUCCAGAUUUGUUCCCAAAGUCCUCAAGGCCAUCAUCCAAGUUUACAAGGACGAGUGGAACUACCACAACUGCCUCGGCGCCCUGGACGGCAAACACGUACCCAUCAGAAGACCACCCCACGCUGGCUCCAAGUUCUUCAAUUAUAAGAAGUUUCACAGCAUCAUCCUCUUGGCUUUGGCGGACUCUGGCUUGAGGUUCAUCUACGUCGACGUCGGGGCUGAGGGGGGAGCUGGCGAUGCAGGCACCUGGAACCGCUGCACCCUACAGCAGGCCAUCGAAUCAGGAGCGCUCAGCCUGCCAGACGACACUUGCCUGCCUCACGACGACACUCCCCUGCCCUACCACAUCGUUGGUGAUGAUGCCUUCGCCCUGCAGCCGAGGUUGAUGAAGCCCUACUCCAACAGAAGCCAGAUCCCCCAGCAGAGACUGUUUUCAUACCGUCUUUCAAGAGCUCGCCGGGUGGUGGAGAACGCCUUCGGGGUGAUGCAGCGCAAGUUCAAGGUUUUCGGAGUCACCCAAGGGAUUUUGCCUGCAACAGUGAGAGAUGUCGUCACCACCUGCUGCAUUCUCCACAACAUGGUCGUCACACCCGCCAUCCAACCUGCCGAGAUAGACCACGAAGACGAGGACCACAACAUUGUUCCUGGCAGCUGGAGAGAAGGCGAGACCCUGAUGGCAGACCUCGCUCCAGCCAGAGGCAACAACCCCAGCAGGCGAGCAAAGGCCGUGAGGGACUACCUGGCGAACUACUACACUUCAGAAGUUGGAGCUGUGCCCUGGCAGGAACGGCUGGUCUACCCCCGAGGACGCCCCCUGUUAUAG